Molecule: messenger RNA, 1276 nt
Organism: Amborella trichopoda
Lineage: Eukaryota; Viridiplantae; Streptophyta; Magnoliopsida; Amborellales; Amborellaceae
Biological process (GO): plant-type cell wall organization
Molecular function (GO): structural constituent of cell wall
Source: RefSeq, a predicted model, not a curated record
GGCCUUAGCAUAAGCAAUUGGAGUUUGAACAUGGGUUGGUCUAGAGAGAGGAGAAGCAUGGCGUCUCAAGGCCUCCCACUCAUGUCCCUUUGUGUUGUCCUAUUCGCCCUCAUGCCUUUGGAGAGCAGUGCAAGCUAUAGCUAUUCAUCUCCACCUCCUCCAUACCACUAUACCUCUCCUCCUCCACCAGUGUAUUCACCCCCUCCUCCAUACCACUACAGCUCUCCUCCUCCACCAAAGCAAUCCCCACCUCCUCCUUACCACUACAGCUCACCUCCUCCACCAAAGCACUCUCCACCUCCUCCUUACCACUACAGCUCUCCUCCUCCCCCCAAGCACUCACCCCCUCCUCCAUACCACUAUAGCUCACCUCCACCACCAACACACUCACCACCUCCUCCAUACCACUACAGCUCUCCUCCUCCCCCUAAGCACUCACCCCCUCCUCCUUACCACUACAGCUCACCUCCUCCACCAAAGCACUCUCCACCGCCUCCAUACCACUAUAGCUCUCCUCCACCACCAAAGCACUCUCCUCCUCCUCCUUACCACUAUAGCUCUCCCCCUCCUCCUAAGCAUUCACCACCUCCUCCUUACCACUACAGUUCUCCUCCUCCACCUCCUCCAGUCUACAAGUACAAGUCUCCACCACCACCACCUCCAGUUUACAAAUACAAGUCCCCACCUCCUCCAGUCUACAAGUACAAGUCACCACCUCCACCUCCCCCAGUUUACAAAUACAAGUCUCCCCCACCACCAGUCUACGAGUACAAGUCUCCUCCACCACCUCCUCCAGUUUACAAGUACAAAUCUCCUCCUCCUCCAGUCUACAAGUACAAGUCUCCUCCACCACCUCCUCCAGUCUACAAGUACAAAUCUCCUCCACCUCCUGUCUACAAGUACAAGUCUCCGCCGCCACCUCCUCCAGUCUACAAGUCUCCUCCCCCUCCUGUCUAUUACUAUACCUCCCCUCCACCACCAGCACACUACUAAGUGGCUCACUUGAUUGAGGUAUCUUACUUAUUGUCAUCUAGGGUUUGAUCAGUUAUUUGCUUGGUCCUUUCAAGUUGCAUUUCAGUGGCUGCCAUCCUCCACUUAUGAGCUCAUGAUGAAAGAAGAAUUCCUUUUGUCAUCAAGAAUCAAUAAGGCAUCCACCCAUAAUAAAAUUUGAAUUUGUGAAUUUAGAGAGAAUGAAGCAAUCCUUGUCACUCUCUCCUCUGUUUGCUGUGUAUGGAAUAAGUUUUCAAUAAGAAUAUUUGGCUUUGAAUUUGUUACA